AUGUUUUAUUACUUGGGGUUCCUAGUGUUUUUCCUUGCUUAUAUUUACUGGAAAAUAUCCAGAAGACAUGUGGAAAGGCUGGCUUCAAAAAUACCUGGAAUACCCGAUUUACCCAUCAUAGGUAGCACUUUGGAAAUUCUCAAUGUUGGAUACUCCACUACUCCAACGGAUACGUUUAAGAAGGCGUAUGAUUACCUAACGAAAUACGGACGUGUGAUAAAAUUGUGGCUGGGUCCAAAACUGGUUGUUUUCCUAACAGACCCGUCUGAUGUUGAAGUAAUUUUAAGCAGCAAGGUGCAUAUAGAUAAAACGCCGGAGUAUGGCUUCUUCAAACCCUGGUUAGGAGACGGAUUGCUGAUUUCCACCGGCGAAAAAUGGAGGGCGCAUAGAAAGUUAAUAGCACCGACUUUUCACUUGAAUGUAUUGAAGGGUUUUAUGGAUGUCUUCAAUGUGAACAGCAGAGAUGUUGUGGAAAAACUGAACAAGGAAGUUGGAAGGGAAUUCGACGUUCAUGAUUAUAUGUCAGAGAUCACAGUGGAAAUCCUGCUGGAAACUGCGAUGGGAGUCAGCAAACAAAAUCAAGAUCAAAAUGCGUUUGACUACGCUACCGCGGUAAUGAAAAUGUGCAAUAUUCUACAUCUGCGGACUCUCAAACUAUGGUUACGCUCAGAUUUCAUUUUCAACCUCAGCAAAUACGCGAAAUCACAGAAAAAAUUAUUGAACACAAUCCACAGUUUGACGCGCAAAGUGAUUAAACAUAAAAAAGUCGAUUACAAUAACGGUAUAAGAGGUGAAGUUCCAGAGAUAGUCGAGAAAGAUCAAACAAAACAAACAGUGGACGGUUUGUCUCAUGGUUUAAGGGAUGACUUGGAUGAUGACGAUGACAUUGGCGAAAAAAAGAGAAUGGCGUUUCUAGACUUUAUGAUUGACGCAUCGCAAAAUCAAGUCGUAAUAAGUGAUGAAGAAAUCAAGGAACAAGUUGACACCAUCAUGUUUGAAGGGCAUGACACUACAGCAGCUGCUAGCAGUUUUUUUCUAUCGUUGAUGGGGAUACACCAAGACAUUCAAGAUAAAGUGUUUCAAGAACUGGAUAAUAUUUUUGGUGACUCUGAUCGAAAAUGUACCUUUGCUGACACUCUGGAACUGAAAUAUAUGGAAAGAUGUAUCAUGGAAACGCUUAGACUUUAUCCUCCAGUACCUUUAAUAGGACGACAGAUAAAUGAAGAUGUUAAAUUGGCUUCUGGAGAUUAUACAAUUCCCAAAGGAACGAGUGUCGGUAUUGGUUUGUUUAAACUGCACAGACUUGAGGAGUUUUUCCCCGAGCCAGAUAAAUUUAAUCCCGACAACUUUUUGCCGGAGAAAUGCGCAAAUAGGCAUUACUACGCUUUUAUACCUUUCAGUGCUGGGCCUAGAAGUUGCGUUGGGAGAAAAUAUGCAAUGUUGAAGCUUAAAGUGUUGUUGUCAACCAUCUUGAGAAAUUUUAGGAUGCAAUCAAAUGUUGAAGAGAAAGAUUUUGUGCUGCAAGGGGAUAUUAUACUGAAAAGAAAAGAUGGGUUUAGGAUAACAGUAGAAACUAGGAAAUAG
Molecule: messenger RNA, 1584 nt
Organism: Brassicogethes aeneus
Lineage: Eukaryota; Metazoa; Arthropoda; Insecta; Coleoptera; Nitidulidae
Source: the annotation of a GenBank genome assembly